Molecule: messenger RNA, 1556 nt
Organism: Leptopilina boulardi
Lineage: Eukaryota; Metazoa; Arthropoda; Insecta; Hymenoptera; Figitidae
Product: odorant receptor Or2-like
Exons: 6
Coding region: 393-1508 (371 amino acids)
Biological process (GO): detection of chemical stimulus involved in sensory perception of smell; sensory perception of smell
Cellular component (GO): plasma membrane
Molecular function (GO): odorant binding; olfactory receptor activity
Source: RefSeq, a predicted model, not a curated record
AAAAAUUAGAAAAAAAGUUAAAUUUUUUUUUUAUAGAAUAUAUAACGAAACUGUUUUGCGAACGUCUUGGGAAAAUUAUUAUUAUUAAUGAUACUAAAGAGCUUUUCGCUUUUGAUAUAUCUAAUUUUAAUUAUACGAUUCUACAUAUAUGAGAAAUAAGCGCAGAUAUCUGAAAAUUCAUUAAUUAUUAAAUUCUAAUUAUCGUGGACUUUAGUUCGUCAAAAUCGAAUUUACUCUAUAUUAUUUCCAUUCUCUAGAAUCGUAGCCACAUUAAGAAAUCAUUUUUAUUCUGUUAAUUAAACUGAAACUCCUUAUAAUUUAAAUAUAAAGUUUCAAAAAUAAUAUUAAAAAAUAUAAUGGAAAUAGUAAAUAAAUAAAAUUAAUAAAUAAAAAUGAAAGUAAACAAAAAAACUAAUGUUUUGUUUCGAUUUUUAAAUAUUUAUGGAAGAUUAAGUUCAACUUGGCCACCGUCUCUUAACGAUAGGAGACAACAAAAAAUAAUCUAUGAAUUUUGUUGGUGGUUCACUUUAAUUAAUGUAAUUAGUCUAUUGAUACCAUUAAUAAUGGGAGUUUUUCAUUUUCGAAACAAUUUCGAUAUAUUGGCUCAAGCCGCUUCUGAAUUAACAGCACUUAUGGAAGUUUUCUUCAACAUGUUAAUAUGCAAAUUACAAGGCAAACGUUUACAAAAAAUUCUUCAUAAUAUCCAUAUCUUCAAAAAAGAAGCAAAUGAAUUGGAAAAAAAUAUUAUUGACAAAUAUACAGAAAGAUAUUUUAAUUUUCAUAUAUUUCUUGGCACAUCUUUCUUUUUAACUGGUAUCGCUUUUUCCUGUUGUCCAAUUGUAACAUCUGCAUUAUUGCCAGCCGAUGCUUGGUAUCCAUUUUCAUUAGAAUAUUUAUUAAUAAGAAUAAUUCUUUAUGCAACACAAGUGCUUGCAAUAGCACAAACUGCUCUAUGUGUUUGUGUAGAUUUUACAGUUGCAAUGAUUUUUUGGUACUUAUCAGUCCGUUUAGAACUUCUUCAACGGGAAUUCAAAAGUACUUCCACUAAUCUCGACUACAAACAUUGUAUCAUUAGGCAUCAAGAAUUAAUAGCAUUUUUCGACGAAGCUUCUAAACUUAUCCGAUUGUUAAUAAUUAAAAGUACUUUUACAAUGACUCUAACUAUAAUUUUUUCUGCCUUUGAAUUACUUGGUCAUAUAUCUCUGACUGUAAUAUCAAAAUCUAUAAUGAUGGUGGUUGGUGCAAGUUUAAGACUCUUCCUAACUUCAUGGGCUGCUGAUGAUUUAAAGGAUCAAAGUGAAAAAAUAGCUGACUCUAUAUAUGAAUCGUCCUGGAUUAAUAAAUCUUCUGAAAUACGAAAGUACCUGUCUAUUGUAAUUAUUCGAAGUCAAAAACCAUUUGUAAUAUCUGCUACAGGAAUAAUUGACACAUUUUCUUUGGAAUACUAUUCAUUUUUCCUCGCAACAUCAGCUAAUUAUUUUUUUAGAGCAAGAGCUGUUAUGUCUUAAAAUAAUAAUUAUAUGCCCUAAAAUUUAUUUCGUAUUAAAUUUAAUUAC